This is a messenger RNA of Vavraia culicis subsp. floridensis, 306 nucleotides long. RefSeq lists its product as uncharacterized. NCBI's taxonomy places the organism in Eukaryota, Fungi, Microsporidia, Pleistophoridae. The record is from RefSeq and is a predicted model, not a curated record. The transcript has a single exon. Bases 1 to 306 code for a protein of 101 amino acids.
AUGAAGAAGCCUUGUUUGAUGUUUUUAUCGCCGCUUGCCUUUGUUAGCUCCUUGAACGCACCGUUAUCCUUUACAGGCACCUUCUCCGCAUCGCAAACACAAAUGAGUGAUGCGGUGGUCCUGAACGAUAAAUCGAUGGUGUACGCUUGGAAUGGCGCUUUGGUGCGUUUAGCUCAACGCAUCGUUACGAGCCGUGCUCAUGCGGAUGAGGUGCGUGCAAGCGGUAAAUAUUUUAAGAACCUGUUUGAUCAUGGCUUCGCACAAAACGGUGAUGAAGAGACGUGUUUGGGCACAAGGUUGUGCUGA